Messenger RNA from Macrosiphum euphorbiae (potato aphid), 294 nucleotides. The record is from the annotation of a GenBank genome assembly. Lineage: Eukaryota; Metazoa; Arthropoda; Insecta; Hemiptera; Aphididae.
AUGAAAAACAGAUUUCCGAUUUUAGAAAUUAAAAAAAUAAGACGGUCUCAAAAUGCCCACACCGCAAACACUUCGAACCCUUUUGAAAAAAUUACGAAUUGCGAUCGUGCAAACGCCUCAGAUCGAAGUUUCGAUAAAAAUAAUUACGACGACGACGACGUUUGCGACGAAGAAGUCGACACCGGAGACAACGAUUAUAAUCAUAAAUAUUGUUGUUACGUCAUAAAAGGUCGAAGUGUAAAUAAUUUCAGCGAAGGAUGCGAUGAGGAUUUCGACGAAGAGUUUGACGUGUGA